AUGGAUGGUUACAGUUCAACAGAUAUUCAGUCGAAAGAAGAUUCUUUCGAUUCACCUAGCGAACUUUCAUAUACUGACUACGGUGAUUCUCCAGAAAAUGAGGCUAACAUUAAACAGCUAAAAAAUGAGGUCUCAAAAAACGCUUAUGACUAUAGUGUUCAAGUUCAGUACAUUGAAGCACUUCGACAUGCUUCUUUAUAUGAAGAAUUGACAAGCGCUAGGGAAAAUAUGCACAAUAUAUUACCUUUGUCAGAAGAAUUGUGGGUUCAAUGGAUCGAAGAUGAGAAGAGAAUAGCAUCAACUCCUGAUCAAAUUAAGAGAGUCAUCAAUUUAUACUCUGAGUCAUUCAAAGAUUACUUUUCAAUAAAACUUUGGAAUGAAUAUAUUCAAUACGUCAUUGACCAAUAUAAGAGCUCGCUUGAAGAUGAUGACAAUUUUCAAGUUGUUACUCUUGAAGAAGUGCGGAAUGUCUUGCGAGAAGCAAACAAGAAAGCUGGGUGUAAUAUACCAGAGAGUUAUAUUAUCUGGAAUACGUAUUUAAAUUUCGAAACAGAAAUUAUGCAGAGCUCGCAAAGCAAUCACGAAGAACAGAAGCUCAAUGUUCGUGAUCUAUAUCUCGAUAGACUCAGCGUUCCACAUAAAAAUUUGGAACAGACAUGGCAAGACUAUUCACAGUUUAUCUCAAAAAAUUUCUCGGGUGACUAUGAGUCUAUUAUGGUAGAAGCGAAUAAAAUCUACUCAAAAACUUCGCAACGAUACAGAAAAAAAGAAACUUAUGAGGAUUCUUUGGUGAAUUCUAAUUACUCUUUAGUUGAAUUUCGAAAAUAUAUUAAUUAUGAAGAAAAUGAAAGAUCAAACAUUGAAAAAUCUAAAGAUCCUGAAGACAAAAAAUACAAACAAAUAGCCCAUUGGUUGGUUAUCAUGCUAUACGAAAGAGCUCUCGUAUAUCAUUAUAUUGAUGAGACUUUCUGGGACGACUAUAUUGGAUACUUGUUAAAAUACAAAAAAAUUGCUCAGGCUGUUGAAGUAGCCGAAAGAAGUGUUCGAAAUUGUCCUUGGUCAGGCAUGCUAUGGAGUCGCUACAUCCGAAUACUCGUUAAGAAUAAUAGUCCCCGUGAUGUCGUCAUGAAUAUUGUAUCUCGAGCAUUGGAUAUAAGCAUGUUGAAUAGUAAGGAUCGAUUGGAUGAUUUGAUAAAAGUCUUGUUGACUUAUUGUGAUUAUGAAAGAUCAAGAAUCAAUUGGAGACGCGGUACAAUCGAUGAAGAACAUGCAAUUGAUCUUAGAGCUGCUUUGCAAUUUGGGCUGGAAAAAGUUAGUCAAGCUGUUCCUGUUGGUGAUCCCAGGUCUCGCUUAGAAUUCUAUUAUAUAGAAUUUGAGACACAAAUAAAAAAUUACGCUGAAGCUCGUAAGAUUUGGGAAGAGGUUAUAAACAAGCGCAAACACGAGCCGGAAAUAUGGCUUCGAUAUGCGGAAUGGGAAAAGUCUCUUAAUAAUAUUCAAGAAGCACGGAAUAUUUUCAAAAGAGCAAGUCAAGUUAAAUUUGAUUGGCCCGAGGUCAUUUUUGAAAGUUGGGAAAAUUUCGAGCAUCAUUAUGGGGACUUUGAUAGUAUCGAAAACGCACUUCUUUUCAUAAAAAGUCGAUUAGCCAUUGUGAUGACGCGGCGGGAAAAAGUCAAUAUUAAACUGCAGCAAUUUCAAAAUGAAGCUAUAGAAAUUCAGCAGUUUCCAAACGUACCUACAGAAGUUGUAAACAUGGAAAAUAUGACUAUUACAUCACGUGAUUCUUUAAAAAGGAAACCAGAAGAAACGUUAGAAGAAUUGCAUCCUGCCAAGCGAAAUAAAGAAAAGAGCACAGAAGAUAUGGAUAUUGGGCAAGAGUCUUCGUUCGUGAAAGACAAACGAAGAUACACCAGGGUCAGACGUGAUCGCGAACAUUCUACUAUCGCCGUAGUUAAUUUGCCUGAGGAAGUCAAACAAGGACAGCUAAAAACUCUUUUUAAUGACUGCGGAAAAAUAAAUGAGGUUCGCAUCAUACCAGAUGCUCAAAAAGGAGAAAGUAUUGCGUAUAUUGAAUUUUCCGACAGGGAUAGUGUUCUUGGUGCUUUAACUAAAGAUAAAAAGAAAAUAGGAGAUAACGAAAUAUCCGUGUAUCAACCAAUUGCACAAACUUUAUAUAUCACGAAUUUUUCAGAAUCUACUAACGAACAAGAUUUACUGAAUAUAUUCGAGAAGUAUGGCGAAAUAAUUGAUAUUCGAAUGCCAAGUGCCAAUGUUAAGGGUGUUAAGCGUAGAAGAUUCUGUUAUAUUGAAUACAAAAAACAGGAAUCUGCGCGUGCAGCUUUAGCUGAAGAUGGACAGCCAUGGUUUGGAUUUACCCUUUCAGUUCAUAUUUCUGAUCCCGAUAGGAAGAAACAAAGAUCCCCCCCAGCUAAAAAUGAAAUUAUAAUACACAAUCUCCCUAGUCAAGUGGAUCAAAAUGAGUUGAAAACGUUAUUUCAACCAUAUGGCACAAUAAAAAAUGCUAGGAUUAAUUUGAACGAAGAGGGCAAGUGUACCGGAACUGCAUUUAUUGAUUUUCUGAAACAAGAAGAAGCUCAAGCCGCGGCGAAAGCUAUGAAUCAAGUAGAUUUUAAAAAUAACUGUCUUCAUGUAGUGGUUGCUGAUCCCAACAUAGGCAAAAAAUCCAAAGGGAAAGAACUAUCCAUUGCGACGAAGCGGGAUAGAGGUAUUAGUGUAAAACAAUUGCCGAAAAAUAUAACUAAGGAAAACUUGCAAGAGCUCUUCGCCAAGUGCGGCACUAUACGUGAUAUUAAUUAUGAUAAUAAGGAGCACACUGCAGAAAUUGAAUAUGCCGGAGUUGAGGAUGCUGGGAAAGCUAUUUUACGUUUCGACAAAUAUGAAUGGCACGGUGUUAGAAUAUCUGUAAAAGGAAUGAUAUCUGUAAAGCAACAAUAUCCAACAAGCUCAAAGCAAUUGGUCCCUCGAACUGCAUUGAUGCCUCCCAGAAGCACAUCGAGAAAUAAGGUUUCGCUUAAAAAAGUUUUCACACCGUCACCUUCUUUUACCUCAACUGAAACUAAAGAGGAAACGACUGAUCCCGUUGAGAAUGAGCAUGGAAAUAGUAUGGAUGUUGAAACCAUAACCAGUAGUGGAACUGUAAAAAAAUCGAAUGCUGAUUUCAGAAGAAUAUGGAAGGAAGGGAAAAGUUGA
Messenger RNA from Ambispora gerdemannii, 3210 nucleotides. The record is from the annotation of a GenBank genome assembly. NCBI's taxonomy places the organism in Eukaryota, Fungi, Glomeromycota, Glomeromycetes, Archaeosporales, Ambisporaceae.